AUGAAGCGCAGCGGGUCCUGCAUUUCCACCCACGCACCGAUGCUGCUGCUGCCAAACGUCAAGGUCUUGGUGGACCAGCUCCGUGGUGCAGCAACCGCUGAAGGUUUCCAGUUCACAGGACGUACAUACAGCACGACCGUCACUUCCUGGAACGUGUCCGCCCUCGACGGAGCGCGGCAGUCGGGUUUCGCCGACGCUCUGGCCUCGCUGGCGCCAGCCAGGACCAGCGGUAGCAAGUAA
Molecule: messenger RNA, 240 nt
Organism: Pyrenophora tritici-repentis Pt-1C-BFP
Lineage: Eukaryota; Fungi; Ascomycota; Dothideomycetes; Pleosporales; Pleosporaceae
Source: RefSeq, a predicted model, not a curated record